AUGGCCUCCAAAAUAGAGAAGACGCUUGCGCGACAACGCGAAAAAAUCGCAGAAGGCCAAUUCUACGAAGCCCACCAACAACUCCGCGUAAUCGCUUCCCGCUACACAAAAGCCUCAGACUGGGCGUCCGCAACCUCCAUCCUCCACUCUGGCGCGCUGUCCCUCCUCCAAGCAGGUCAAGGCGGCUCAGGCGGCGAUCUCUGCAUAUUCCUCCUCGAUGUGUACAACAAGGGGGAAGUGAAGGUAGAUGCAGAGAGCAAAGGACGACUGCUAGGCCUUCUACGUGCCUUCCCCAAGGAUGAGCCUACAAAGAAGAAGUUUGUGGGUGAGAUGGUAGCGUGGAGCAGUCGAGUUGGCGAUUACCCAGCUGGUGACCCAGAAAUACACCACGUCGCUGGAGGACUAUACGCAGAAGAUCUCGAGCCCUACGAAGCAGAACGCCACCUCCUCCUCGGCACCCAAGACAGCGCCUCGACCCUCUCCUCCCUCCACUACUCGUGGUACACAUCCGACGCCCCGCACACCGCGCCCCUCUACGCCGCCCGCGGCAUCCUGCCUUACCUCCUAACCGGCAACCUACGCGCCGCGAACAAACACUACCUCCUCUUCACUUCCUCGCUGCAAAAAGCGCCGAAUCCGCCUACCCAGCCCGUCAGCACAAAGUCCUCCGACUUCCGCGUAUACCCCUCGUUACCGUUGUUGAAUUUCCUCGGAUUGUUGCUGUUGAGCGUGGAGAGGGGCGAUCCGAGUUUGUGGAGGCAGCUCAAGAGCCAUUAUGCGGGGGACCUCAAGGAGGUGAACUGGAACGAGGCGUUGGAUCAGAUUGGCGAGAUGUACUUUGGGAUCAAGAUUCCAAGGCAGGGGAACCCCAUGUUCGACAUGUUGGGGAGUAUGUUCGGGGGAGGCAUGGGAGGAGGAGGUGCGGCGGCGCCGAAGAAGGCUGUUGGUGGUAGGCCGCCGGCUGCUGGUCUAGAUUAA
This is a messenger RNA of Alternaria alternata, 978 nucleotides long. RefSeq names its product DUF410-domain-containing protein. The record is from RefSeq and is a predicted model, not a curated record. Gene Ontology annotation, molecular function: protein binding. Gene Ontology annotation, cellular component: cytosol; TRC complex. Gene Ontology annotation, biological process: protein insertion into ER membrane. NCBI's taxonomy places the organism in Eukaryota, Fungi, Ascomycota, Dothideomycetes, Pleosporales, Pleosporaceae. The transcript is spliced from 3 exons. The coding region runs from base 1 to 978 and encodes 325 amino acids.